AUGUCAAAUCUAUGGCUGAAAUGGAACAGGCAUGCCAGAACAACCGGAAUUUUGCAUGGUCUGGCCUUGGACAUUUUUUUGGACUAUAUGGUAUUUUGUAAUGUUAUUUAUGAUUUAUGUUUAUCGUUUAUCGUUAAACUACAGAGACCAUCUGAUCACAGCUCCCAGCUCAGCCAUGUUCGGGACAGAGUCUUCAUUAAGCAUGUUUCUCAACACCCUAACACCCAAGUUCUACGUGGCUCUAACGGGGACAUCCUCCUUGAUAUCAGGCCUUAUUCUGAUAUUUGAGUGGUGGUAUUUCAGGAAGUACGGCACUUCCUUCAUCGAGCAGGUAUCGGUGAGCCACCUGCGCCCUCUCCUGGGGGGAGUGGACACCAGCACCCCCAACAACUCCAACACCAGUAACGGAGAUGCAGACUCCAACCGACAAAGUGUAUCAGAAUGUAAAGUAUGGCGAAAUCCACUGAAUUUAUUUAGAGGGGCGGAGUAUAACCGAUAUACGUGGGUGACGGGCCGAGAGCCACUCACGUACUACGACAUGAACCUCUCGGCUCAAGACCAUCAGACCUUCUUUACGUGUGACUCAGACCACCUUCGACCAGCCGACGCCAUUAUGCAGAAGGCAUGGAGAGAGAGGAAUCCUCAGGCCCGCAUCUCUGCAGCACAUGAAGCCCUCGAACUGGAAGACUGUGCGACGGCGUACAUCCUGCUGGCGGAGGAGGAGGCCACCACCAUCGUGGACGCCGAGAAGCUCUUCAAACAGGCCCUGAAGGCGGGCGAGGGCUGCUACCGACGCAGCCAGCAGCUGCAGCACCACGGCUCGCAGUACGAGGCCCAGCACAGAAGGGACACCAAUGUGCUCGUGUACAUUAAGAGAAGACUGUCCAUGUGCUCUAGAAAGCUGGGCCGAACAAGAGAAGCAGUCAAAAUGAUGAGAGACUUGUGUGUUUUCCAGUUAAUGAAGGAGUUCCCUCUCCUCAGUAUGUUCAAUAUCCACGAGAACCUUCUAGAGUCGUUACUUGAGCUCCAGAACUACGCAGACGUACAGGCCGUACUGGCCAAGUACGACGAUAUUAGUUUACCCAAAUCAGCAACAAUAUGCUACACAGCUGCCUUGCUGAAAGCCAGGGCGGUAUCUGACAAGUUUUCUCCCGAGGCAGCGUCCAGGCGGGGGCUGAGCACAGCGGAGAUGAACGCUGUGGAAGCCAUACACAGAGCUGUGGAGUUCAACCCUCACGUCCCUAAAUACCUCUUAGAAAUGAAAAGUUUAAUACUGCCUCCAGAGCACAUCCUGAAGCGAGGGGACAGCGAGGCCAUCGCCUAUGCCUUCUUCCACCUGCAGCACUGGAAGAGAGUGGAAGGCGCUCUCAAUCUGCUGCACUGCACCUGGGAGGGCACUUUUCGAAUGAUCCCAUACCCACUGGAGAAAGGCCACCUGUUCUACCCCUACCCCAUCUGCACUGAGACUGCUGACAGAGAACUGCUACCAAUUUCUCAGCACCCUGUUUGCUCCCCUCAACUUCAUCAUGGAGAAGGUGGAGAGCAUCCUGCCGUCCAGCCUGUGGCACCAGCUCACACGCAUCUGACUGGACACAUCCGGAUUGAACUAACUGACCUUUGUGCCAACGUCUUUGGAAAGUGGACACACAGACAGACGAAUAGAGAGAGAUUGAUCGUGUGUGGUGACGAGAAGAAAAAAAAGGGAAAAAAAAGUUGAAAUUGAUUUUGAUACGUUUUAUUUUGGGGGGGGGGGGGGGGGGGGAUUUCAAUCUCAUGUAAAACCAUUUUUGUUGUACCAAAAAAAAGGUGAUCAAUUGCCAUCAUUAAAAAGUGGAGAAAAAAAAGAAAAUAAAGGACCUUUUGUGUAUUGCUGCAACAUAGCUUCUGGCCUGCCAUUUUAAUUGAAACAAAUAUUUGUAGACAGAAGUGAGAUGCAAGAUGGAUCAUGUUACAUCUUCCAGCUUUUCAGCCCAGGAGCAGACAUGAAAGUGUCUGGUGCAACCAAGUCUACAAGGUAACAGGAUUGAAUGAGCUCAAACAUUUACAAUCUACAGGAAAUACUGGUCCAAAAACAACACUAAACCCACACUGACAUAUUUAUAUCAUAAAGAAUUGCAAGGAUGUGCUGAUAAACCAAUUUCUCUAAGCAGAUAACAAAUUGAAAUGGGUAAAGGCAGUACUGGGAGAAGCCAUUCCCCUGCUUGCUCGUAUCCAUGGUAACUUUUUUUUUUUCUUUUACUAUUCACAGGGUUCAUAUUCUCGUUAUUUGUUACAAAUAUCCCCAGGAAAACAUGUAACUAAAUAUUGUUGACAAUGUUGGACAGAGGGUGUGUCAUUGUUUUCCUGCUCCUCAAAAUCAUUACCUUGGAAAAACACAUCUGCGAAGGUAAAGAGCAGAGAACACCAGGGACCAAGAAGACUGGACUAUGAAACGUGUUUUGAACUGACAGGUCUUUGUUUAGUUCUUUCAGUAAAAGUUUGUCAAAACAAUCCAAAGCAUUACAACAUUUUCACUUGGUUACUAUUGAUACCAACUGGUGUUUUCUUUUUGAAUUAGUGUACUUAUUUAAUAUAAAACAGAUGCACAAAAACAUGCACAUUUGUGCAGACUCAGUCACGAUAUCUGACUACAUUCUCACUCAUGUUUUUAUUCUUUGGGGGGGGGGG
This is a messenger RNA of Hypomesus transpacificus, 2667 nucleotides long. Its product is annotated as suppressor of tumorigenicity 7 protein homolog. The transcript is spliced from 15 exons. NCBI's taxonomy places the organism in Eukaryota, Metazoa, Chordata, Actinopteri, Osmeriformes, Osmeridae. The record is from RefSeq and is a predicted model, not a curated record. The coding region runs from base 32 to 1717 and encodes 561 amino acids.